Molecule: messenger RNA, 555 nt
Organism: Pochonia chlamydosporia 170
Lineage: Eukaryota; Fungi; Ascomycota; Sordariomycetes; Hypocreales; Clavicipitaceae
Product: ribokinase
Exons: 2
Coding region: 1-555 (184 amino acids)
Molecular function (GO): kinase activity
Source: RefSeq, a predicted model, not a curated record
AUGGAGAUCGACAAGGAAGUGGUUAAAACUAUGCUGGCAACCGCCGGUAAUGCUGGCAUUGACUUUUGUCUUAACGCAGCGCCCGCCAGCUCAAUUAGCAGACAUCUCUACCAACAUCUAACGCAUCUACUCGUGAACGAGCCAGAGGCAGCAAUCAUGUCAGGGCGUAAUAGGGACGAAGUCAACCAAGACACUUGGCCUAUCAUCGCUGAAGAAUUCCUAAGCCGUGGUGUAGCCAACGUGGUUAUUACACUUGGUGCGAAGGGGGCAUUCUACGCCAAUGCAAGGGGGCGUGGCCAUUGUCCUGCAUUUGACGUCAAAGUCGAGGAUACUACUGGCGCAGGGGACACUUUCACAGGGGCAUACGCCUCGGAUUACCUGCGGCAGAAGGCUGGAGGGACGUGGGACAUCAAGAGUGCCGUCAUUCGUGCUAACAAGGCUGCUGCUAUUACGAUUCAAAGCGUGGGGGCUCAACAUGGGAUUCCUUGGUCGGAUGAGAUUGACAAUUUUGAUGCACCUGAGAAAUCUCUCGCUGGACUUGGUAGUGAGACUUGA